AUGGCGACUCUCAAGGUUUCUUCUUCUGUUCCUUCUCCUCUUGAAGACGCUGAUCAAUUGCGAACCGCCUUCGAAGGGUGGGGCACCAACGAGGACUUGAUAAUAUCAAUCUUGGCUCAUAGGAGUGUUGAACAGAAGAAGCAGAUCAGGCAAGCUGGUACUUCUGAAGACUUCACCAACUCAGAAAUCCUCAAGGUGAAGGCAAAAAAUUUGAACUUAAGAAUCUAA
Molecule: messenger RNA, 228 nt
Organism: Arabis nemorensis
Lineage: Eukaryota; Viridiplantae; Streptophyta; Magnoliopsida; Brassicales; Brassicaceae
Source: the annotation of a GenBank genome assembly